Daktulosphaira vitifoliae (grape phylloxera) is the source of this 1039-nucleotide messenger RNA. RefSeq lists its product as uncharacterized. The coding region runs from base 40 to 954 and encodes 304 amino acids. Lineage: Eukaryota; Metazoa; Arthropoda; Insecta; Hemiptera; Phylloxeridae. The record is from RefSeq and is a predicted model, not a curated record. The transcript has 2 exons.
UAGAAAAUUUGAAUCAUAAUUAUUAUUAAAUAUUUUAUAAUGUUCUCGCUAAAACUUGUCAAGUUUAGUUUUUUAUUAUUUUAUGUGAUUUUACAAACAAAAUCAGAUUCGCUAUUAAGAAAAAAAUUAAAUAAAAUAGAUAAGUUACUAACGUAUCCGGGAUGGAAAAAUUUGAACGAUGUUAACUCUAUUGAAUAUUCGAAUAGAAAAUAUUGUCUUAAAAGACUGAUUGAAACACCAACAUAUAAAUCUAAAUGCGAGCAAAAGGUACGAGGCUUGACUAUAUAUCUUGGAUGUACAUAUGCAAAAGUUAUGAAUAAUCUUUUUUCAAUUAUUAUCAACUGCUUACAAACUAGUAGAAAAAAAAGUAACCAAGAAAAUGGCAAAAUAAAAGGAUGCAUUUGUAUAGAAGAACUCAUAAACAUAGUAGCCACAUUAAUUAUUCCAAUAGCAACAUUGAUGAAAGGAGCCAUAGACGCUUUAGAUUUAUUACAUCGUUUACCAUGGGCUAAUUUUAAAAGAGCUUACCGACGUCCCUAUAUAUUGAGUCCUUUAUUAGAUAGAAUAGGAAAUAUUAUUGACCAAUUGAAUGAUCCAAUAGUACCAUGUGAUGAUAAAUCUAUAAAGUCUUCGUCAUUUGAUAUUGUAUAUUCAUUUUCUUAUUGUAUGAUAGGAAAUUUAAAAUAUGAAAUUAAUAGAUAUUGUGAUAUUAAACCUUAUGAUGAGGAUUAUUUAUGGAAUGAAUGGAUUCAAGAAUACAAAGCUCUUUUUCGCCAUGGCGUAAGAUUAGUAUUUUUUAAAUUUUUAACUAAAAAAAUUAAAGAUUAUAUCAAGACAGUAAUUAAAGAAAAGUAUUUUCAACUGGGUUUUAAAUUUAAUCCAAUCAUCGAAAAUACAUUUAUCCCAACACCAGAGGAGAUAAUUGAUUUAGAUUUAGAAUUUAACAACAGAUGAAGAAAUCCCAACGCCAACAGAAAUAGAAACUUAUUAAAUGUUAUAAUAUUAAUUGUUUUAUAAUUAAUUAUAAUUUACAAUAUUA